Fusarium coffeatum is the source of this 954-nucleotide messenger RNA. RefSeq lists its product as uncharacterized. The transcript has a single exon. The record is from RefSeq and is a predicted model, not a curated record. Lineage: Eukaryota; Fungi; Ascomycota; Sordariomycetes; Hypocreales; Nectriaceae. Gene Ontology annotation, molecular function: hydrolase activity. The coding region runs from base 1 to 954 and encodes 317 amino acids.
AUGUCUUCUAUCAGUACCAAGGUUCUUAUACUAUCCGAUACCCAUGCUCAGUCAUUUAAACCGGAUAUGGAACCCCUCGAGCGAGUAGACGUGGCAAUUCAUUGUGGCGAUCUCACAAAUACAUCCAAGCUGGAAGACUACAGAAAGACAAUCCGGCUCCUCGAGCAAAUCAACGCCCCUGUCGAGAUCGUAGUCGCAGGUAACCAUGACUUUACCCUUGAUGAUGCGAAGUACAAGCACAAGAUCGAAGAGUCGUGUAGAGUGAACCAGGAAGAUAUCAGCACAGCCAUCAAAGCUGAGUACGGCGAGUUUGGAGAAGCUAGACAACUAUUAUUGGACGCAAAAGACAAAGGAAUCAUGUUUUUGGAAGAGGGAACACACGAUCUUCAUCUUUCGAAUGGCGCCCGUCUCAAAGUUUACGUCAGUCCGUUUACACCUACGCACGAUUGUCCCGGUUGGGGCUUCCAGUACGAAGGCGCCCAUGACUUUACUAUCGAGAGGAAUACCGACAUCGCUAUAACUCACGGUCCGCCACACGGUAUCAUGGACAUGACUUCCAGAAAGGAGCGCAUCGGAUGUCCACAGCUGUUCGCCGCCAUAGCCAGGGCUCAGCCAAAAGUUCAUUGCUUCGGACAUGUUCAUGAGAGUUGGGGUGCAAGACUAGUCUCCUGGAGACCCAAGAUCUCGGAGCGACCUCAGCAUUUUACCGACAUCGACAAUGACAAGUCAUAUGUUGUUGAGAAUCUUGCGCGCUUGAGGGGGUCUAAGUUUGAGUCUCCUGACGACAAGAAGGAGAGGGAAGAGAAGAUAGCACGUGACAAGUCUCUACGAUACUGUGGGAUUGAUAAAUCACUGCAACCUGGAGAGACCAUGUUUGUCAACGCUGCACUCAUGGGGAAUGGGGAAUUAGAUCAAGUUCCAUGGGUUAUAAACAUUGAUCUAGACAGGUAUUGA